AUGUCUGGUGGCCCAGGGUUUAAUUUCAACAGCCAACCAGACCUGGUUGCGAGCAACGCAGCUGCUAUUGCCCAGGAAGUAGGAUGUGGCAUUCGAAAAUAUAUGGAGUCACUGGAUUGCCUUCGAGAUUAUGGUGCUUGGUACGUGAUGCCGACCACUACGACAGACGAAGAAGUUCUUGGGAGUUUCGGACUGUGGUUGCACAAGCUUUCAGAACCCACGAGAGAGAAGCUCCUACAUCUGUAUCCUCUGGAGGACUGCGAGCACAUGAUAAUUCAGAGCACAUGGGACAUAUCUCACCACAGUACCACCGAGCUGCACAGCUGA
Penicillium manginii is the source of this 327-nucleotide messenger RNA. RefSeq lists its product as uncharacterized. The transcript has 2 exons. Bases 1 to 327 code for a protein of 108 amino acids. Lineage: Eukaryota; Fungi; Ascomycota; Eurotiomycetes; Eurotiales; Aspergillaceae. The record is from RefSeq and is a predicted model, not a curated record.